Messenger RNA from Penicillium antarcticum, 1242 nucleotides. RefSeq lists its product as uncharacterized. Lineage: Eukaryota; Fungi; Ascomycota; Eurotiomycetes; Eurotiales; Aspergillaceae. Bases 1 to 1242 code for a protein of 413 amino acids. The transcript has 4 exons. The record is from RefSeq and is a predicted model, not a curated record.
AUGAAUUACCCGCCAUCUGACAAUCCGAAAGAAAGACAGCAUGCGCUUAAUUUUGCAUACAUGUACGGAUAUCCUCUCCUGGAGUAUGGCAAAUUUGUAGCACAAUUUCCCAAUGCCUGCACCAACACUCUUUACCAUGACCGACGACUUUCAACUUCAAAUGACCUCAAAAUCAUUCGACCAAACUCUGACACGCUGUAUUCCACUAUCUUCAUGGAUCUGUCUUCGAAUGAUCUGCAAAUUAUUAUUCCCGAACUUCCAGACCGUUACUGGGUUUAUCCCUUCUACGAUUUAUAUGGGAAUGACAUAGGCAACAUCAGUAGUCUUCAGGGUCAUCGGGCAGGAAAGUACCUUAUCCGACAUGCCAGUGAAAACUUUGGUUUAUUUCUCGGUCCUCCGCCAGAAUGCGAGAACGAUGCCGAUAUUUCGGGCUAUGUCAACUUGCCUACCCCCUACGGCAUAUGCUUUGCGCGAUUCGCCACGACACAAGCCAUCCAGGACCAAGAGGCUGUUUCUCCCUUAAACCCUUCUCCUGUCUUGGAGGACAGACAGUGUAUUUCUGACACCCUCACGCGAAGCGGGAUGAAAGAUGGUGUUUUCACUUGUCCCGAAAGAGUUGAUAUAUCACAAGCCCCCCAGUUUGCCGAAAUCCAAGCCAGAGAUGGCUUGCAAGCUCCUGGUGGCAGGAUGGACUUUGGUAAUGGGUGGGACUCUGCAUUUCCAGAAUGUAUGGGAAAUUUUGGAUCGAACUAUGCUGCAAGAUAUUACAUAGCCAAGUUCGGCUACCUGGGUGUCACGAGCGAUCAGGCAAUCUACCCAUCUCGGCCUCAAGCUCUCAGGUUUGAGCACGACGAAGCUGUCUUGGUACGCUUCUCUCGCCGGCCUGUUCUGCUCAUGACUGGAUUCUGGAGUCUGACCGCCUAUGAUGCAGACCAGUAUCUCGUCAAGAAUAACUUAAAUAGGUAUGUUCUUGGAGAUCGAGAUGAUAUGACCUUUCCUGAUGGGGCACGACUCGAUGAUGAAAACAAGGAUGGCGAGUUCUUUAUCCUGUUGCAGCCUGCGGACGUUCCACCACCAGCUCAGUGGAAAAAUCACUGGCUACCCUCACCAGCAGGUGGUGGAAAGAUGUCAAUAACAUUGAGACUCUACGGUAUCAAGCAGGAGAUGAUAUCCAAAUCCUACGAGUACCCGAGACUCGAGUAUAUCAAAGCAAUCACUGAUUCCGCCAAGUCAUUGCUAUAA